Molecule: messenger RNA, 1767 nt
Organism: Oreochromis aureus
Lineage: Eukaryota; Metazoa; Chordata; Actinopteri; Cichliformes; Cichlidae
Gene: nanos3
Product: nanos homolog 3
Exons: 1
Coding region: 420-1079 (219 amino acids)
Biological process (GO): oogenesis; negative regulation of translation
Cellular component (GO): perinuclear region of cytoplasm
Molecular function (GO): zinc ion binding; mRNA binding
Source: RefSeq, a predicted model, not a curated record
CUAAAGGGUGAAACCAUGAGGCUUUUUAAGAUGCCAUCUGACUUUAUCACUGGUUAUUUAACUUAUUUGGAUCAAGUGAAGCUCAACAAAUUCAUACUGACAUAUAUAAUUUGAUAUUGAAGUAUGUUGAAUAUGUUUACGUACAGAAAAUGAAAUCUAUGUACCCAUUAACCCUUGACAGGGGCUGCGCAAACAUUUGGAAGAAAUUCACUUUAAUUGGCCGCACACGUUGGACACGUGCUCACGUGACUACCUGUUGGUGAGGUCACACCUUGUGAGCAAUUACUAAUCGUAACUUCUGUGCGCGGCGCGAGCUGUUUUGUCUGCUGGUGUUUGUUUCAAGUAAAAAAAAAAAAAAAAAAAAAAAAACUGGGUCAUCUUCCUGAAGGGGCCGAAAACAUCGCCGGACUGGAGCUAGAAUGAACGGAAUGGUUUGGGGAUUCCUUCAUCACCUGCCACGCGUUAUGGAGUCCGACGGCAAAAGUUUCCAGCCCUGGCGAGACUACAUGGGACUGUGUGAUACAAUCAGAGAUAUCUUGGGUCGCAGCACCGUCUCCGAGUCCUCUCAGCCUGUGUCCAAAGCUCAUCACACGGAGUGUGACAUGAGCCGAGCUAUGGUAUCUUUGCGCAUUAACGCAGCUCGCCAAAGUGGCCUCGGAGCAGAGAGUGCGCCGGAUCCCUGCUCCCGCGAAUGUGCACUAACGAGUUCCCCUGCUCGCAUGGAUCCAGUGGAUGGUGUGGCGUAUGCACCAAACGCAAUCGAUCUGAAAUUGAUGCAAAACCCGCCGGGCUCCCGGGGGCCAAAAGAUCGAAAGAAGACGAGUCGUUUCAAAACACCCGAGGCAGUCUUACCCACUCCUGACCGCAUGUUCUGCAGCUUUUGUAAACACAACGGAGAGUCUGAGCUGGUCUACGGAUCCCACUGGCUGAAGAACCAAGAAGGAGAUGUUUUGUGUCCCUUUCUGCGGCAGUAUGUGUGUCCUCUGUGUGGCGCCACAGGGGCCAAAGCUCACACCAAGCGUUUCUGCCCCAAAGUGGACAGCGCAUACAGCUCCGUGUACGCCAAGUCCAGACGCUGAACCAGCAGGUGGCAAGGAGCAAUAAGACACUACACAGAAGGCAGGACCCUCGUUUCGUUUAGUGUGACUUUAUUUUUUCUAUUUGUGUAUUUAUUUUAGCACUAGUGUGGUUUUGCUUUUGUGUGCUUUUCAUUUGCAUGCUUUGGUUCGUUUGCUGUGUAGCUGAUUAGAGUUUCUUUGCAGCUGGUCCUGCCAGCCUAAAAUACCUCAGCUGUUUGGAUUUGUGAGGCACUUUCAAGAACGACUGCCAGAUUUUAUGUUUGGGAGGAGGUUUGAAAAAAAAAAAGAAGACAUGUUUCAAAAAAUUAUUGUAUGUUUCUUUCACAUACUUUUAAAACGUGGCCAGCUGAUGUCCAGUUUCAUAUUUCCUGUCCAUGCAUUGAAGGAUUAUAACACUGUCAAACAUUAUAAGAGAUGCAGUCAUAAUUAAUAACUCUACUAAAGCAGGUAAAGCAUCAUGUGACCAUGUCAGCAUUUUAAAUUUUUAAAAAUGAGUGACUAGUUCUUGUUCCUCUGAUGUGUGCAAGUAGACCUCUGUUCUUGAGGAUAGAUUAUUUUAUUUUGAAAACUGUAAUUGUGGCUUUUCUAAAAAUGUUAACGCCGUUGUAGCUCUUUGUGGAAAAAGUCUGAAAAUUUCUCUGUGGCUAUUCUUGUGUGCUAAAAAGUUAUAAAUAACUAAAUUGGCUAA